UUUCUUACCCCCCCCUCUCUCUCUCUUUCUCUCCUUCUCGUUUCAUAUUUCAUCUUUUGGCUGUUGUUUGCACACGCAAUUUUUGUGGCUCACCAGGAUGUACCAAUUAAGCGCACCGAUUCAUCACAGUGGUGGGAACUAUUCGAUACAAAUACGCAACGCUUCUAUUACUACAAUGCUGCCUCCCAGAAAACGGUCUGGCACCGGCCGAGCAAAUGUGACAUCAUACCGCUGGCCAAACUGCAAACGCUCAAACAGAACACCGAUCCCAGUGAUCGGCGAGAGAUUAGCACACAAACGCAACAGCAGCAAAUGCAUCAUCAGCAGCAGCAACAGCAUUCAUCGCAACAUUCAUCACCCUCCAUGCCCAAAGUCCGUUCCGCAUCUCAGCGUGGCUCCAGCAGCAGUAGUCAUCAUUUAACGCCCAACAGCAAUACCAAUACCACGGGCAGUACGGGGAGCAAUCGUGAUGUUGGCGUCGGCGGAGGAGGAGGAGGUGGUACGAAUAAACGCAGCAGUGCCGGUUUACCAUUGCAUGCCAGCUCCGAGGAGAAACUUUCCAGCGAGCUGCUCUCAAGUCCACGUGGGCGUCAAAGUUUUCGCGUUGGUACGGGUGAUUCAUCACGUUCCAUGGAUAUUCAACACAUUUCGACAUCAUCAAGACGUUCACAAGACUCCUAUAACCAUUUCAAAGAAUCUGGCAAAUCGAGUGAUUCUAGUCUCUCCAGCAUGCAGUCAAGCAUGCAUGGCUAUCGACGAUUCAAUGACGACCAAAUGACCGGCGGUGGUGGCAGUCCAGCAGGUAUGGCUAGUCCAAGCGAAAGUCUACGCAUUGGUUCACUGCAAAAGCAUCGUAGCCGCAAGGAGGGUAGCGGAAGUUUCGAUAUGUUGCAAGAGAGCAUGAGCUCGCAUAAUAUACCCCAUAUCGGUAGCAGUGCUCAACAGCGUCAGCAACAAUACCACCACAGCAGUCGAUCAAAUGAAAUGGGUUCACCAACAAUGCAUAGCAGCAGUUCAUCGGCGGCCGGAGUGGCACAAAAUAAAAAGAAAAUCUCACCGGAUGCUCAUCAUUUGCAACAGCAGCAGUAUCCCUCAUCGCCGUUGUCAUUUAAUUCACAACAACGUGGUGGUGGAGGUGGCAGCAAUACGGGUAGUAUCACCAGCAAAUCAUCCUCAACUCGGGCCAUGGAAUACGGAGGAAGUGAACGUGAACGUGACUACAAGGUGGCUUUGGCCAGAUCGGGCAGCUUCAUGUCCUCAUCCAUUAAUCCCUCGGCCGCUGGCCAUCACAGUAAAUCAUAUCGCCGUUCGGCUGCCGAGGCUAAUGGCACAUCACCCCACAUGGGUGUGUCACCAGUUGUUGCAGGCCCAAGUGCUGGUGGUGGUGGUAAUGCUGGCAAUGGAGGAGCGGCCAGUGAUGAUUCCAUGCAUGAAAAAUAUUUCAAAUCUGUGGAAAAUACGCCACUCUCACGCCGUCGCCACACUACCACCAAUAAAAGUUCCAGUGGUGCGGCCAGUGCCAGCAGUGGUCAUGGCACUGGCGGUAGUGCUGGCAGCAAUAUGAAACAUUCUAGUGAUUCAUCGCCCCAAAGUCCCAUUAGUCCUCACAACAACAAGAACAAACCCCUAAAGGUUGGCAGUAAUAUUAUGGCAGCAGCACCCAUGCUACAUUCACCCGGUGGCCAUUCAACGUGUUCGGGGCCACCACCAACCACAUCAUCUAGUCAUGCCCACUACAAACAGGAUUCUUCAUGCAGUUUGGAACUGCUGAAUUUAGAUCGUCUCUCGUUGCGAGAAGGUGGUGGCGGCAGCUCGAACAAGACAACAUCGCCACAUUUGAGCGACAUAACCGGACAUGUUUCCUCGAAUAAUAUGACCUCGAAAAAUUUCCCCUCCUCGGAUAAUAUCGGCAUGAUGACCCACUCGUCGAGGGGUUCGAAUGAUUCGAGGGGUAAACAUAAAACCGCCUCGAAUACCGGUUCAUGGUCGCAGCAUCAGGAUAAUCAUCGUGGUGCUAAUCGUCAUAAUUCCAUGAGUUUGGACAAACACUCAAGACAUUCUAAUGAUUAUUAUCAUCAGGAUAAUAAACGUGAUACCCGUAAAGCCAAAGAAAGACACAAUCACUUGCAUGCGGACAACAGUGAUGUGGAAUAUGAUAAUGGUAACAUUUCUCCGUUGUACAGUAACUGGGAUACGGAAAUGCAGGAACAUUUACUGCCUUUAAAACACUACAUUCUCGAACAGGCCAAACUAUCGGGACGUUAUGUAUUCGGUGAUCCCAUCGAUUCGGAUUCCUAUCAUUCGGACAGUCAAUCGGAACAGUCAUUGUCUGGCCAUGAACCAGACAAUGAAGAUUCCGAUGGUGGUUCGGAUACGCAUGGUGGUUAUUUGGAGCACAAUUAUGGUAUGAUAGAAGACUAUGCUAAUAUGGGCGAUAGUGUAUCAUAUUAUGCUUAUCAAUAUCCUCCAUAUGAUCCAGCAGCUAGAGAGGAAAUCUCCGAUAAUGUUGAGGCCGUAUUGGAAGGUGUGGGUUCCGGUAUUGGUGGUAAUGGUGAACAAAAAUCCAAAUCAAAUCGUUAUCAAUUCUCAUAUUAUGAUACCGCCACCACACAUACACCAUCUACCCUCAAUCAUCAACAGCAACAACAACAACAAUCGCAUCAUCAACAGCAACACUCCUCCUCAUCGCAGUCAACAACAACAACAGCACAAUCAACACUACCACCACAACAACUCUACUCAAAUGCUCCACCCCUACCACCCGGUCAUCCUUCCUCGUCAGCCUCUCAUCAUCAUUUGCAAUUGGAUAGCGGUGAAAAAACGAAACAAUCACAAACAUUGCCCUCACCAAAUCGCCAAAUAUCUCGCAUUGCUCAAAAUUCCCAAGACAGUGGCACUGGCAUUGGCGGCCGUCUGCCAAUGCCACCGCCACAUCAGUAUGGUCGCGAUGACAGCGUGUCGAAUAUAAUGGGCGGCAUGGGAGGCGUUGGUGGUAGUAUGAUGCGUCGUCCCUUGCCACCACCAAAUCUCAAGCCCACAAUACAACAAAUCUUUCCACCAACGGAACGUCCGCCACCGGGCAUUGGCGGCGGCGGCGGAGGCCUAACAACGCUGGCGUGCAUGAAGGAAUGUGAUAUUGAAAAGUUUGCAGCAGAUAAUUUGAAUUUACACUCCAAGGGUAUUUUUCGCAAAAAGUCUUCCGUACGAGAUAUGCUAAGCUGGACAGCUGAGGCCAUUAGCCGGCCCAUGUUGGCCCUGUCGCGUGAUAAAAACGAUAAGAAAAAUGCAAUUGAAAUGUUUAAGCUGGUGCAGAUCUAUAUGGGCGAUCGUAAGGCCAGGGCUGGGAUGAGCCUAAAUUCCGUGGCGAUUGAUAUUAUUUCAAUAGCCCUACCGCAGCAACAAUUAAGAGAUGAAUUAUAUGUACAGUUAUGCCGACAGACCACUGAAAAUCCCAAACGUGAUUCAUUGAUACGCGGCUGGGAACUGAUGGCCGUAUGCCUAUCCUUUGUACCGCCAUCGCCCACAUUCCAGCCAACAUUGUUAAAUUAUGUCAAUCGUCAUAGAGAUCCCACAUUUGCCACCUCCUUCCCGGAGGUGGGUAAAUGGCCCAUUCAUGUUCAAAUCUCACAUUAUGCCACUGUAUGCUGUAGACGCUUAGAUCGUAUUGGUAGCCAUGGUAGAAGACAAGCUAAAAAGCCAACCGAAGAUGAAGUGGAACAGGCUAGAAAUCAAAUUUUACGCAAUAGUAUGUUCGGUAAUACCCUGGAGGAGGUAAUGCUGCUGCAAAAGGACAAAUUUCCAUUCCGUAAAUUGCCAUGGAUACAGACCACAUUGUCGGAGCAUGUCCUCCUGCUCAAUGGCAAACAAACGGAAGGUAUUUUCCGUGUAUCAGCCGAUGUGGAUGAAGUCAAUUGCUUGAAGAAUCGUUUAGAUCGGUGGGAAGUUCCUGAUUAUAAAAAUACUAUGGUUGAUGCUCAUGCCCCUGCUAGUCUAUUGAAGCUGUGGUAUCGCGAAUUGUACGAUCCCCUUAUACCCGAUGAACUGUACGAUGAAUGUGUAAAUACCGAAGAUCCAGAUAAAGCCAAAGCUAUAGUUGAUAAAUUGCCAGAACUGAAUAAGUUGGUCCUAACCUAUUUAAUACAUUUCCUGCAACAAUUUUCCCAUCCCGAUGUGGUGAGUGCCACCAAAAUGGAUUCCUCCAAUUUGGCCAUGGUCUUUGCACCCAACUGUUUACGCUGUACAUCCGAUGAUCCGAAGGUGAUAUUGGAGAAUGCCCGCAAGGAGAUGUCAUUUAUGCGCACAUUAAUACAACACAUGGAUACGUCCCAUGUGGCCAAUUUAGUGUAAAUACUGUUAAAAUUUUAUAAAAACACUAAUGAAAAUGAUUUUUCAUGAGAAAAAAACAGGGAAAAUCACAUGAAAAAAUUAUAAACUGAGCUAAAAUUGAAACCAAAGUAUUUAGAAAUGCAACAAAAAAGAAAAAACAAAACAAAAACACACACAAAAGAAACAAUACUCGGAUACAAGCAAAAGAUAGAUAUAUCCUGUACCAAAUGUGUUGUACAUGCAUGUUUAGAAACUAUUUGAGAAAAAAAGAAGGAAAACAACAAUAACAAAAUUUAUGCAGAACAAUUAAAAAUGAAGAAAAAGAGAAAGGAAUUUUAUUAACACAAAAAACAGACAGCCGUGAAAAAUUUAACUCAAAACACUUACACACAAAAAGUAAUUUUUACAAUAUCCUCCCCCCAUUUAAAACUAAAUUAAGAAUCUUAUUUUGCUAAUCUAAUAUUCCAAAAAAAAAAAAA
This is a messenger RNA of Musca domestica (house fly), 4805 nucleotides long. Its product is annotated as filaggrin-2-like. The record is from RefSeq and is a predicted model, not a curated record. Gene Ontology annotation, molecular function: GTPase activator activity; protein binding. Gene Ontology annotation, biological process: signal transduction. Lineage: Eukaryota; Metazoa; Arthropoda; Insecta; Diptera; Muscidae. The transcript has 15 exons. The annotation marks the transcript as partial. Gene Ontology annotation, cellular component: cytoskeleton; cytoplasm.